Messenger RNA from Drosophila persimilis, 488 nucleotides. RefSeq lists its product as uncharacterized. The transcript has a single exon. NCBI's taxonomy places the organism in Eukaryota, Metazoa, Arthropoda, Insecta, Diptera, Drosophilidae. The coding region runs from base 1 to 468 and encodes 155 amino acids. The record is from RefSeq and is a predicted model, not a curated record.
AUGGUGUCCUUCCUGUCGAUUGCUCUGACUCUCCUUCUGCGCAGCACCUUGGGCUGGUCAUAUUUCGAGCCCCCCAAGUGGUCGCCCGCCCCCUGCUGGGCCCGCUGCCUCAUAAUUGUGGCCACCUUGCUGUGGGCCUCGCGCAUUGACGUCUCCCCCCACACGACCCCCAAAAUGGUGAUCCUGGUGGAGACAAUCGUGGCCUACGAUCUGCUGGACCUUGUGGUCUACGGGGCCUGGGGCAGUGUGGAGCCCCUGAUCCACCGGGCUGUCCUUUCGAAGUGCCUCGACUGGGGGAUGAGUGGCGAGGCGUUUCUCCACCACGAGUGGCUGAUCCUCGGCCUUGCCACAACUGCAGUGGCCGCGACUUUGUGCUGCUUGUUGCCCAAAUUGUACGGGUUUUUAAAGCCUGAAUGGAUUCUAUUGGCUGUAUUUUUGGUUUUUAUGGUUUAUGGAAGUGUUUACUAAAUAUAUAGAAUGGAAUAUUC